AAGAGCAGGCCUGUGCCGGACAUAUCACAUUCGGUUUACCGACCAGCUUCAGUAUUUCCAAUUUUUCUGUUGACUUAUUCUGAGAAACCUCUGCGACAAAUUCUGAGCAUCGAAACUAAAUGGUGCCCAUACCUUUGAGACUUCGCCAGAUGGGCCUUGGGCCCGGGAACACAGCCGGACUGUGGAGGAAGGUAACGUUCCUGCUGGCCAUUCCGGCCAUCGUCCUCUGUGCCGUUAACGCAUUUUCGGGACACUCCCAACACGACCGCGAGCCGUUCACCAAGUACGAGUACCUGCGCCGCCGCACUAAGCGCUUCCCGUGGGGCGAUGGCAACCGCUCUUUCUUCCACAACAAGGAGGUCAAUGCGCUGCCCGAGGGCUACGAGGACGAGGAAGGCGAGGACAACGAUUAAGGCCCAGCCUGAGUUUUUAUUUUCUGGAAUUUUUUACUACUACCUGCACUGAUUUUCACUGAGCCAGCAAUGGAGCUCGAGACACCUCCAUACUUAGCCACAUUUGCUCAUUUACUUGGAAGAACGACGGGGAUCUUCUUAGGUAUAUCUUUAGCGUCUGUUUCAAUUGUUGACCAGGUCAGCCUGUUCCGAAAUAAAUUCAAUGUUGGAGUCGUA
Messenger RNA from Drosophila ananassae, 629 nucleotides. It is a transcript of the gene COX6AL, whose product is annotated as cytochrome c oxidase subunit 6A1, mitochondrial. The record is from RefSeq and is a predicted model, not a curated record. Gene Ontology annotation, biological process: mitochondrial electron transport, cytochrome c to oxygen. Gene Ontology annotation, molecular function: enzyme regulator activity. Bases 120 to 413 code for a protein of 97 amino acids. Lineage: Eukaryota; Metazoa; Arthropoda; Insecta; Diptera; Drosophilidae. The transcript has a single exon. Gene Ontology annotation, cellular component: mitochondrial inner membrane.